Abrus precatorius (Indian licorice) is the source of this 1356-nucleotide messenger RNA. RefSeq lists its product as uncharacterized. The coding region runs from base 226 to 1002 and encodes 258 amino acids. Gene Ontology annotation, molecular function: ubiquitin binding. The record is from RefSeq and is a predicted model, not a curated record. NCBI's taxonomy places the organism in Eukaryota, Viridiplantae, Streptophyta, Magnoliopsida, Fabales, Fabaceae. The transcript is spliced from 5 exons.
ACGUAACUUGUUGUUGGGAACUUGACCAAUCCAAGAGAGGAAUAUCAAUUAAUACAUUGAAUAUCAAGAAAUAGCAAAUCACCUUUUUCCCUUCUUCCCUUUCAUAUAUUUGUUUGGGAGCGCAACCCUAAUCCAACCCUAUUUCGGAUUGAAAAUUGGUAUUUGGGGAAGAAGAAGAAUAAGAAGAAGAAGAAGAAGAAGAAGAAGCAUUAUUGUUAUUGAACGAUGUCUGCUGCGGUGUGCGGAAGCAAGAGAUCUUUCUUCGAAGACCUUCCUCCUUCCCCCCCAGUUUCCAAGAGGCUCCGUUGUUCCUCCUCUCCUAUUCGUCUUUCGAUUUCAAACCUCAUCGAUCACCUUCGCCCUCUCUUUCCUCAUAUGGAUGACCAGGUCCUUGAGAGAGCACUUCUAGAAUGUGGCAACGACUUAGAUGCCGCCAUCAAGAGCCUGCACGGCCUCUGCUUGGGAUCUGCCGAUGAUAAUUCUGAAACUGCUCAACAAUCUCAGCCUAACAUCGACACAGGUACAUUGGAAGAUAAUGGCGAUGCUUCUGCUUCUGGGAAUCAGUCAGCUUCCAACAAUCUUCCUGCAGAUGGAGCAGAAUGGAUUGACUUGUUCGUUAGAGAAAUGACGUGUGCUACUAGUGUUGAUGAUGCCAGAGCUCGUGCUGCUAGAUUGCUGGAGGUUCUAGAGAAAUCGAUCAGUGCACAUGCAAGUUCUGGUGCAACAACUGCUCUUCAAAGGGAAAAUUUGAUGCUGAAGGAGCAAAUUGAAGUGUUGACUAAGGAGAAAAAUUGUUUUAAAAGUGCUUUUAGAAUCCAGCUUGAACGUCUUUCUGAUUAUGAGGAUAAAAACCAAGAGUUGCAACAGCUGAAGCAGUUGGUGUCACAAUACCAGGAGCAGAUCAGAACUCUUGAGGUGAAUAACUACGCUUUGCGGAUGCAUCUGAAUCAGGCACAACAGUACAACCCUUUUCCGGGGCGUUUCCCUCCUGAUGCCUUCUAACGCAAUCAAUGUGUAGAAUAUCAUAACUGAGGCAGUAAAAUAGCCGCGUCUGGUUAAUUAAUUAUAUCUGGUGUUUCUUAUUCCAAAGAAAAAAAUGUGUUUUUAAUUGUUGCAGUUUAUGUAGCUCCUGUAGGUCAUGGAAUAGUAGUUAUUCCCAGUCAGGGGGUGAUUCUAUCUUGUCAACGUGCGAUAGAAUAUAAUUUGACAUUAUAGAUAAAAUUAUUCGUCAGUUAAUUCAAUUAUUUAUUUUUCACCGAUUGUUUAUUAGCAGUAAGUGUACUGUAAUUACCAAGAAUGUUCAGGAUCACUUUGGUGUGCCAUCAGAACAGGCUAUAUUACAAAUUGUCUUUUGCU